Salvelinus namaycush (lake trout) is the source of this 17072-nucleotide messenger RNA. It is a transcript of the gene eppk1, whose product is annotated as epiplakin 1. The record is from RefSeq and is a predicted model, not a curated record. Gene Ontology annotation, molecular function: cadherin binding; structural constituent of cytoskeleton; ankyrin binding. Gene Ontology annotation, biological process: wound healing; hemidesmosome assembly; intermediate filament cytoskeleton organization. NCBI's taxonomy places the organism in Eukaryota, Metazoa, Chordata, Actinopteri, Salmoniformes, Salmonidae. Gene Ontology annotation, cellular component: sarcolemma; intermediate filament; focal adhesion.
AUGGAAGGGAAUGAAAAUGGCCAGGCACAAGGCACCGGUGCAGUAGCUGGAGUCUUCCUGGAGAAGACAAAGCAGAAGAUAACAAUAUAUCAGGCCAUGAAGAAACGUCUACUGAAGCCUGGCACAGCGUUGGCCCUGUUGGAGGCCCAGGCUGCCACUGAGGGAAUCAUAGACCUUAUCAACAACCGGAAACUUCCAGUAGAAGAAGCUGUCAAGGAAGGAAUAAUUGGACCUGAGAUGAGAGAAAAACUCCUUGUUGCCGAGAGAGCCAUUGAUGGUUACAUAGAUCCUUACACAAAUGAAAAAAUGUCUGUAUUCCAAGCCAUACAAAAGGAUGUGAUUUCAAAAAAUUAUGGAUCCCGGUUGCUUGAGGCACAGCUAUCCACAAAACGCCUAUUUGACCCUGUUGAAAAAAAACAUGUUUCAGUGUACCUAGCGAUUGAGAAGGGACACUAUGAAAAAGGUUUACUCUCUGACCAGAUGGAAGACCUCAAAGUUUUCUAUGAUCCAAACUCACAAGAAAAUCUUAACUACUCACAUCUGAUAGAGAAAUGCAUAGUGGAUCCUGACACUGGCUUACUGCUGCUCCCAGUUUGCAUCACCUUCAAAGGCCUGCGAAGGGGGGUGUCCUCCACUGAGCUCCUGGCGGCAAACAUCAUUGACAAAGAGACCUAUGACGACUUGCAGAAAGGCAAAACAACCACUCAGGAUGUGAUGCUCAUGGAGACUGUGAAAGAGUACCUGGAAGGUAAAGGAGGUAUCUCUGGUGUAGCUAUGCUCUCGUCCAAUCAGAGAAUGAGUAUCUAUCAAGCCAUGAAGCAGGGCAUUCUUAUGCCUGGAACAGCACUAGUUCUUCUUGAGGCACAGGCUGCCACUGGAUUCAUGAUUGACCCUGUUCAGAACAAGAAAUUCAGUGUGGACGAGGCUAUUAAAAACAAAGUUGUGGGCCCUGACUACCAUGCUAAACUGCUCUCGGCUGAGCGGGCAGUCACAGGAUACAAAGACCCCUACACAGGUGAAACAAUAUCCCUGUUUCAGGCACUGUCAAAGAACCUAAUCGUGAAGGAGCAUGGGAUUCGCUUACUGGAAGCUCAAAUCGCCACAGGAGGAAUAAUUGAUCCCAUCAACAGUCACAGACUUCCUGUGGACGUGGCCUACAAGCGAGGUUUCUUUGAUGAAGACAUGAAUGCAAUACUUGCAGACUCAGGAGACGACACCAAAGGAUUCUUUGAUCCAAACACAAAGGAAAAUCUGACAUACCUUCAGCUGAUGGGACGAUGUGUUAUCGACCCAGCCACUGGACUCUGCCUGCUUCCUCUUAUGGAACAGUCAGGUGGUCGGAAUCAUAAUUUCAUCGACUAUCAAAGCAAACUUAACUUCAAAGAAGUGAGAGUGAGGGUGACUUGUGGGAAGUACAUGGGAAUGAUUGUAUCCCUUUGGGAAUUGCUGAUGUCAGAAUACUUCAACGAACAUCAGAGGCAAGACAUCAUUCGGCAAUACACACAGGGACACCUUACAAUGGAGAUGAUGAUCAGAAGAAUUAUGGAGGUUAUAGAGCAAUCAGUGAAAACAACCAACGUCGUCUUUGAAGGAAUCCGGGAGACUGUCACAGCAAAGCAGCUGGUAGAGGCAGAUAUCAUUAGCGAGAACGUCCUGGAGCAACUCAACAAGGGGAAGAAGACAGUGAAGGAGGUCACAGAGGAUGAAACUGUUCAAAUGUACUUACAAGGGAAAGACAGCAUUGCAGGUGUUUUGCUUCCUGAUUCUCAGAUCAUGACAAUCUACCAGGCCAGACAAAAGGGAAAGCUAAUGCCAGGAACUGCACUGAUUCUACUGGAAGCUCAAGCAGCAACAGGCUUCAUCAUUGACCCUAUUGCCAAUAGAAAGUUUUCAGUGGAUGAGGCAGUGAAGGCAAACAUAGUGGGACCUGACCUUCAUGGAAAGCUGCGUUCAGCAGAGAAAGCAGUGACUGGUUACAAAGAUCCAUACACUGGCAAAACCAUCUCUCUGUUCCAAGCCAUGCAGAAAGACCUCAUCUUACAAGACCACGGAAUUCGUCUGCUGGAGGCACAGAUUGCCACUGGAGGAAUCAUUGACCCUCUUAACAGCCAUCGUAUUCCUGUCCAUGUAGCCUACAAGAGGGGAUAUUUCAAUGAGGAAAUGAAUCAGAUUCUUGAUGAUCCAAGUGAUGACACUAAGGGCUUCUUUGACCCCAACACUCAUGAAAACCUCACUUACCUGAAGCUCUUGGCUAGGUGUGUCACUGAUCCAAGCACAGGCCUUUGUCUUCUGCCACUCAAAGGCAAAAGCAAUAGAGUCAACAUACAAGAUCACAUAAAGGAGACAUUCCAAGCUACAAAUGUCACUGUUAAGUACGGCAGGUUCAGCUGCAAGCAUGUAACACUCUGGGAUCUCAUCAACUCUGAAUAUCUGUGUGAGGACAAAAGGCAGGAAUUAUUCAAACUGUACAAGUUAAGGACGAUCACAAUCAAGGAAAUCAUUGUAAUUAUCCUGGAAAUCAUUGAAAGCAAGGAGAUAAAGUGGCAAGCCGGUCUUAACUUUGAGGGUCUGAGGGGGAAUGUUUCUGUUGUGGACCUUUUGAGGUUGGAAAUUGUGGACGAAAAGACAUACACAAGUCUGAUUGAAGGGAAACUGACCAACAAGGAUAUAAUGAAGAUAGACACAGUUAGAACCUAUCUGAGAGGAAACAGCUGUGUAGCCGGGGUGAUACUCCAACCCUCCAGUCAAAAACUGAGCAUCUAUGAGGCCAAGAAAAAGGGCAUCCUGACUCCUGGUACUGCGCUAUCUCUUCUGGAAGCACAAGCUGCCACAGGCUUUAUCAUUGACCCUCUUCACAACCAGAAACUGACUGUGGAUCAUGCUCUUAAAGAGAAGAUAAUUGGCCCAGAGCUGUACGAAAAGCUCUUAUCAGCAGAGAAGGCAGUAACUGGCUACACAGACCCCUACACUGAUAAAAAGAUCUCACUCUUCCAAGCCAUGAAGAAAGAUCUGAUCCUGCAGCAGCAUGGCAUUCGUUUACUUGAAGCCCAGAUUGCAACAGGUGGCAUCAUUGACCCAUUGAAUUGUCUUCAUUUGCCCCUUGAAGUUGCUUACAGAAAGGGAUACUUUGAUGCAGAGCUUAAUCAAAUCCUGACAGAUCCCAGUGAUGACACCAAGGGAUUUUUUGACCCAAGGACACAAGCAAACUUGACCUACAUGGAAAUGAUGGAGCAAUGCAUAAAGGACCCAGAGACGGGUCUGUUUCUUCUGCCACUGAUGGACAAAACUAAAACACAGGAUGAAACUGAAAAAAUGUACUCAGACGCUGAGAUUAAACAGGAGUUUGAAAAGACAACUGUUAGCAUAUCAGUAGGGCGUUAUUCAGGAAAGACAGUCUCUCUUUGGUAUUUGAUUCACUCUGGAUACUUUACUGAUGAUCAGAGACUCCAGUUCCUUGAAAAAUACAGAACAAAGAAGAUGAACAUACAAGUAAUAAUCACUUUGGUCAUUUCCACCAUUACAAAACUGGAAGAGAACGAAACUCUGAAAACAACAAUAGGUUUGAGAAAGCCUGUCUCUGCAAAACAACUAUUGAAAUCAAGCAUAAUCGAUGCCAAUACCUUCAAGAGUUUGGAGGAAGGAAAAGUAACUCUCGAACAAGUGACCAAACUGGAAUCUGUGAAGCAAUACCUAAGGGGUACAGGAAGUAUUGCUGGCAUCCAGAUUCUUCCAUCCAAAAAAGUAAUGAGCAUUUAUGAGGCAAAGCUGCAAGGUUUGCUAACACCUGGUACUGCACUGAAACUGCUUGAGGCUCAGGCUGCAACAGGGUUUGUCAUCGAUCCAAUCAAGAACAAAUAUUUAUCUGUUGAUGAGGCCGCAAGAGAACGACUAAUUGGACUAGAAAUACAUGAAAAACUACUCUCAGCUGAACGAGCAGUCACUGGAUAUGUAGAUCCAUACACAGAUGACACAAUAUCUUUAUUUGAAGCCAUGAAAAAAGAUCUGAUUGAGAAAGGCCACGGGAUACAUCUGCUAGAAGCACAAAUUGCAACAGGGGGAAUAAUUGACCCAGUCAACAGCUACAGGAUACCUUCUCAUGUCGCCAAGAAAAAUGGCUACCUUGAUGAAGAAACAAGUGAAGUAAUGUCUAAUCCAAAAGAUGACACAAAAGGAUUCUUUGACCCCAGCACCAAGGAAAACCUAACAUACCUUCAGCUAAGAGAGAGGUGUGAAAAGGAUUCUCAGACAGGACUUUUACUCCUACCAUUACAUGUAGAAGCUGGAGGUGACUUUCACACAGAUGAACAAACAGAGCAGGAAUUCAAAGACAAAGUUGUGGUCAUCAAUGCAGGUAAAUUUGAAGACAAACAAGUGUCACUGUGGGAUGUGUUAAUCUCUGAAUAUAUUUCAAAACAGAAGAGAGAGCAGCUCUUGAAACAGUACAAGACAAGAUCAUUGACAAUGAAAGAGAUAAUAGAAAUAGUCAGCAUAAUAAUACAGGAAGUGACGUCAAAACAAAUAAAGUUCAAAGGACUGAGGAAGCAGGUAUCAGCAAGUGAGCUUUAUGAGUCACAAAUCAUCUCAAAGGAACUAUUCACUCAGAUUAUCCAUGGAGAAGUUACUGAAGAGACGGUAGGGGAAAUGGAAUCUAUUCAAAAGUACCUUGGGGCAACAAAUUGCAUUGCAGGAGUAAGAAUUGAAUCCACCAAAAAGACCAUGAGCAUCUAUGAGGCCAAAUCCAAAGGUCUUCUAACUCCUGGAACCUCCCUGGUUCUGCUGGAGGCUCAAGCUGCCACUGGAUUUGUCAUUGACCCAGUGAAGAACAAGAAGCUCUCUGUAGAAGAGGCAGCCGCUCAAGGUGUGGUUGGGAACGAGUGGAAGAACAAACUGCUUUCAGCAGAGAGGGCAGUCACUGGAUACAAAGAUCCCUACACAGGAAACACUAUUUCCUUGUUCCAGGCCUUGAAAAAGGAUCUAAUUGUCAAGGACCAUGGAAUUCGCCUUCUUGAGGCACAGAUUGCAACUGGUGGAAUCAUCGAUCCAGUGUACAGUCAUAGAGUGCCAGUAGAGGUGGCAUACCAGAGAGGAUACUUUGAUGAGGAAAUGAACCAGAUCCUCGAUGACCCUGACGAUGACACCAAGGGCUUUUUUGACCCCAACACACAAGAGAACCUCACCUACCUGCAGCUUGUGGAGAGGUGUGUGACAGACCCAGAUACUGGCCUUAGCUUACUCGUAAUUGUCAAAAAAGGAGAGUUUUACUUCUUCAUUGAUGAGCAAACCAAGAACAUUCUAAAGGCUAUGACAACAACUAAGGCCGGAGGCAAAUUUCAAGGACAGAAAGUGUCUCUAUGGGAUCUCCUCUACUCAAAAUACAUCACAGAGGAGAGAAGGAGAGAGCUUGUGCAGCAGUAUAAAUCUGGAGCAAUCCCUAUUGAACGCUUCAUGGAGAUUAUCCUAGCAAAUAUUCAACAAAAGACUACCACCACAAUAACCACAACAUCUUCAGAGACAACAUGCACACCACCACCUGAGACAGAGUCAGAGAAAACAACCAUUACCACAACAACCACAGAGACAAGCUUCCAUGGUAUCAGGAAGAAUGUCACCGCUGGCGAGCUGCUUGCCUCAAAAAUCAUUGACAAGAAACUCUAUGAAGACCUCAACACAGGAAAAGUCACAGUGAACCAAGUGAGUGAAAUGGACUCAGUACACAAGUACCUGGAGGGAACUAAUAGCAUUGCAGGUGUAUAUGUUCAGUCCACCAAACAGACCAUGAGCAUCUACGAGGCCAAAUCCAAAGGUCUUCUAACUCCUGGAACCUCCCUGGUUCUGCUGGAGGCUCAAGCUGCCACUGGAUUUGUCAUUGACCCAGUGAAGAACAAGAAGCUCUCUGUAGAAGAGGCAGCCGCUCAAGGUGUGGUUGGGAACGAGUGGAAGAACAAACUGCUUUCAGCAGAGAGGGCAGUCACUGGAUACAAAGAUCCCUACACAGGAAACACGAUUUCCUUGUUCCAGGCCUUGAAAAAGGAUCUAAUUGUCAAGGACCAUGGAAUUCGCCUUCUUGAGGCACAGAUUGCAACUGGUGGAAUCAUCGAUCCAGUGUACAGUCAUAGAGUGCCAGUAGAGGUGGCGUACCAGAGAGGAUACUUUGAUGAGGAAAUGAACCAGAUCCUCGAUGACCCUGACGAUGACACCAAGGGCUUUUUUGACCCCAACACACAAGAGAACCUCACCUACCUGCAGCUUGUGGAGAGGUGUGUGACAGACCCAGAUACUGGCCUUAGCUUACUCGUAAUUGUCAAAAAAGGAGAGUUUUACUUCUUCAUUGAUGAGCAAACCAAGAACAUUCUAAAGGCUAUGACAACAACUAAGGCCGGAGGCAAAUUUCAAGGACAGAAAGUGUCUCUAUGGGAUCUCCUCUACUCAAAAUACAUCACAGAGGAGAGAAGGAGAGAGCUUGUGCAGCAGUAUAAAUCUGGAGCAAUCCCUAUUGAACGCUUCAUGGAGAUUAUCCUAGCAAAUAUUCAACAAAAGACUACCACCACAAUAACCACAACAUCUUCAGUGACAACAUGCACACCACCACCUGAGACAAAGUCAGAGAAAACAACCAUUACCACAACAACCACAGAGACAAGCUUCCAUGGUAUCAGGAAGAAUGUCACCGCUGGCGAGCUGCUUGCCUCAAAAAUCAUUGACAAGAAACUCUAUGAAGACCUCAACACAGGAAAAGUCACAGUGAACCAAGUGAGUGAAAUGGACUCAGUACACAAGUACCUGGAGGGAACUAAUAGCAUUGCAGGUGUAUAUGUUCAGUCCACCAAACAGACCAUGAGCAUCUACGAGGCCAAAUCCAAAGGUCUUCUAACUCCUGGAACCUCCCUGGUUCUGCUGGAGGCUCAAGCUGCCACUGGAUUUGUCAUUGACCCAGUGAAGAACAAGAAGCUCUCUGUAGAAGAGGCAGCCGCUCAAGGUGUGGUUGGGAACGAGUGGAAGAACAAACUGCUUUCAGCAGAGAGGGCAGUCACUGGAUACAAAGAUCCCUACACAGGAAACACUAUUUCCUUGUUCCAGGCCUUGAAAAAGGAUCUAAUUGUCAAGGACCAUGGAAUUCGCCUUCUUGAGGCACAGAUUGCAACUGGUGGAAUCAUCGAUCCAGUGUACAGUCAUAGAGUGCCAGUAGAGGUGGCGUACCAGAGAGGAUACUUUGAUGAGGAAAUGAACCAGAUCCUCGAUGACCCUGACGAUGACACCAAGGGCUUUUUUGACCCCAACACACAAGAGAACCUCACCUACCUGCAGCUUGUGGAGAGGUGUGUGACAGACCCAGAUACUGGCCUUAGCUUACUCGUAAUUGUCAAAAAAGGAGAGUUUUACUUCUUCAUUGAUGAGCAAACCAAGAACAUUCUAAAGGCUAUGACAACAACUAAGGCCGGAGGCAAAUUUCAAGGACAGAAAGUGUCUCUAUGGGAUCUCCUCUACUCAAAAUACAUCACAGAGGAGAGAAGGAGAGAGCUUGUGCAGCAGUAUAAAUCUGGAGCAAUCCCUAUUGAACGCUUCAUGGAGAUUAUCCUAGCAAAUAUUCAACAAAAGACUACCACCACAAUAACCACAACAUCUUCAGUGACAACAUGCACACCACCACCUGAGACAAAGUCAGAGAAAACAACCAUUACCACAACAACCACAGAGACAAGCUUCCAUGGUAUCAGGAAGAAUGUCACCGCUGGCGAGCUGCUUGCCUCAAAAAUCAUUGACAAGAAACUCUAUGAAGACCUCAACACAGGAAAAGUCACAGUGAACCAAGUGAGUGAAAUGGACUCAGUACAUAAGUACCUGGAGGGAACUAAUAGCAUUGCAGGUGUAUAUGUUCAGUCCACCAAACAGACCAUGAGCAUCUACGAGGCCAAAUCCAAAGGUCUUCUAACUCCUGGAACCUCCCUGGUUCUGCUGGAGGCUCAAGCUGCCACUGGAUUUGUCAUUGACCCAGUGAAGAACAAGAAGCUCUCUGUAGAAGAGGCAGCCGCUCAAGGUGUGGUUGGGAACGAGUGGAAGAACAAACUGCUUUCAGCAGAGAGGGCAGUCACUGGAUACAAAGAUCCCUACACAGGAAACACUAUUUCCUUGUUCCAGGCCUUGAAAAAGGAUCUAAUUGUCAAGGACCAUGGAAUUCGCCUUCUUGAGGCACAGAUUGCAACUGGUGGAAUCAUCGAUCCAGUGUACAGUCAUAGAGUGCCAGUAGAGGUGGCGUACCAGAGAGGAUACUUUGAUGAGGAAAUGAACCAGAUCCUCGAUGACCCUGACGAUGACACCAAGGGCUUUUUUGACCCCAACACACAAGAGAACCUCACCUACCUGCAGCUUGUGGAGAGGUGUGUGACAGACCCAGAUACUGGCCUUAGCUUACUCGUAAUUGUCAAAAAAGGAGAGUUUUACUUCUUCAUUGAUGAGCAAACCAAGAACAUUCUAAAGGCUAUGACAACAACUAAGGCCGGAGGCAAAUUUCAAGGACAGAAAGUGUCUCUAUGGGAUCUCCUCUACUCAAAAUACAUCACAGAGGAGAGAAGGAGAGAGCUUGUGCAGCAGUAUAAAUCUGGAGCAAUCCCUAUUGAACGCUUCAUGGAGAUUAUCCUAGCAAAUAUUCAACAAAAGACUACCACCACAAUAACCACAACAUCUUCAGUGACAACAUGCACACCACCACCUGAGACAAAGUCAGAGAAAACAACCAUUACCACAACAACCACAGAGACAAGCUUCCAUGGUAUCAGGAAGAAUGUCACCGCUGGCGAGCUGCUUGCCUCAAAAAUCAUUGACAAGAAACUCUAUGAAGACCUCAACACAGGAAAAGUCACAGUGAACCAAGUGAGUGAAAUGGACUCAGUACAUAAGUACCUGGAGGGAACUAAUAGCAUUGCAGGUGUAUAUGUUCAGUCCACCAAACAGACCAUGAGCAUCUACGAGGCCAAAUCCAAAGGUCUUCUAACUCCUGGAACCUCCCUGGUUCUGCUGGAGGCUCAAGCUGCCACUGGAUUUGUCAUUGACCCAGUGAAGAACAAGAAGCUCUCUGUAGAAGAGGCAGCCGCUCAAGGUGUGGUUGGGAACGAGUGGAAGAACAAACUGCUUUCAGCAGAGAGGGCAGUCACUGGAUACAAAGAUCCCUACACAGGAAACACUAUUUCCUUGUUCCAGGCCUUGAAAAAGGAUCUAAUUGUCAAGGACCAUGGAAUUCGCCUUCUUGAGGCACAGAUUGCAACUGGUGGAAUCAUCGAUCCAGUGUACAGUCAUAGAGUGCCAGUAGAGGUGGCGUACCAGAGAGGAUACUUUGAUGAGGAAAUGAACCAGAUCCUCGAUGACCCUGACGAUGACACCAAGGGCUUUUUUGACCCCAACACACAAGAGAACCUCACCUACCUGCAGCUUGUGGAGAGGUGUGUGACAGACCCAGAUACUGGCCUUAGCUUACUCGUAAUUGUCAAAAAAGGAGAGUUUUACUUCUUCAUUGAUGAGCAAACCAAGAACAUUCUAAAGGCUAUGACAACAACUAAGGCCGGAGGCAAAUUUCAAGGACAGGAAGUGUCUCUAUGGGAUCUCCUCUACUCAAAAUACAUCACAGAGGAGAGAAGGAGAGAGCUUGUGCAGCAGUAUAAAUCUGGAGCAAUCCCUAUUGAACGCUUCAUGGAGAUUAUCCUAGCAAAUAUUCAACAAAAGACUACCACCACAAUAACCACAACAUCUUCAGUGACAACAUGCACACCACCACCUGAGACAAAGUCAGAGAAAACAACCAUUACCACAACAACCACAGAGACAAGCUUCCAUGGUAUCAGGAAGAAUGUCACCGCUGGCGAGCUGCUUGCCUCAAAAAUCAUUGACAAGAAACUCUAUGAAGACCUCAACACAGGAAAAGUCACAGUGAACCAAGUGAGUGAAAUGGACUCAGUACACAAGUACCUGGAGGGAACUAAUAGCAUUGCAGGUGUAUAUGUUCAGUCCACCAAACAGACCAUGAGCAUCUACGAGGCCAAAUCCAAAGGUCUUCUAACUCCUGGAACCUCCCUGGUUCUGCUGGAGGCUCAAGCUGCCACUGGAUUUGUCAUUGACCCAGUGAAGAACAAGAAGCUCUCUGUAGAAGAGGCAGCCGCUCAAGGUGUGGUUGGGAACGAGUGGAAGAACAAACUGCUUUCAGCAGAGAGGGCAGUCACUGGAUACAAAGAUCCCUACACAGGAAACACUAUUUCCUUGUUCCAGGCCUUGAAAAAGGAUCUAAUUGUCAAGGACCAUGGAAUUCGCCUUCUUGAGGCACAGAUUGCAACUGGUGGAAUCAUCGAUCCAGUGUACAGUCAUAGAGUGCCAGUAGAGGUGGCGUACCAGAGAGGAUACUUUGAUGAGGAAAUGAACCAGAUCCUCGAUGACCCUGACGAUGACACCAAGGGCUUUUUUGACCCCAACACACAAGAGAACCUCACCUACCUGCAGCUUGUGGAGAGGUGUGUGACAGACCCAGAUACUGGCCUUAGCUUACUCGUAAUUGUCAAAAAAGGAGAGUUUUACUUCUUCAUUGAUGAGCAAACCAAGAACAUUCUAAAGGCUAUGACAACAACUAAGGCCGGAGGCAAAUUUCAAGGACAGAAAGUGUCUCUAUGGGAUCUCCUCUACUCAAAAUACAUCACAGAGGAGAGAAGGAGAGAGCUUGUGCAGCAGUAUAAAUCUGGAGCAAUCCCUAUUGAACGCUUCAUGGAGAUUAUCCUAGCAAAUAUUCAACAAAAGACUACCACCACAAUAACCACAACAUCUUCAGUGACAACAUGCACACCACCACCUGAGACAAAGUCAGAGAAAACAACCAUUACCACAACAACCACAGAGACAAGCUUCCAUGGUAUCAGGAAGGAAGUCACCGCUGGCGAGCUGCUUGCCUCAAAAAUCAUUGACAAGAAACUCUAUGAAGACCUCAACACAGGAAAAGUCACAGUGAACCAAGUGAGUGAAAUGGACUCAGUACACAAGUACCUGGAGGGAACUAAUAGCAUUGCAGGUGUAUAUGUUCAGUCCACCAAACAGACCAUGAGCAUCUACGAGGCCAAAUCCAAAGGUCUUCUAACUCCUGGAACCUCCCUAGUUCUGCUGGAGGCUCAAGCUGCCACUGGAUUUGUCAUUGACCCAGUGAAGAACAAGAAGCUCUCUGUAGAAGAGGCAGCCGCUCAAGGUGUGGUUGGGAACGAGUGGAAGAACAAACUGCUUUCAGCAGAGAGGGCAGUCACUGGAUACAAAGAUCCCUACACAGGAAACACUAUUUCCUUGUUCCAGGCCUUGAAAAAGGAUCUAAUUGUCAAGGACCAUGGAAUUCGCCUUCUUGAGGCACAGAUUGCAACUGGUGGAAUCAUCGAUCCAGUGUACAGUCAUAGAGUGCCAGUAGAGGUGGCGUACCAGAGAGGAUACUUUGAUGAGGAAAUGAACCAGAUCCUCGAUGACCCUGACGAUGACACCAAGGGCUUUUUUGACCCCAACACACAAGAGAACCUCACCUACCUGCAGCUUGUGGAGAGGUGUGUGACAGACCCAGAUACUGGCCUUAGCUUACUCGUAAUUGUCAAAAAAGGAGAGUUUUACUUCUUCAUUGAUGAGCAAACCAAGAACAUUCUAAAGGCUAUGACAACAACUAAGGCCGGAGGCAAAUUUCAAGGACAGAAAGUGUCUCUAUGGGAUCUCCUCUACUCAAAAUACAUCACAGAGGAGAGAAGGAGAGAGCUUGUGCAGCAGUAUAAAUCUGGAGCAAUCCCUAUUGAACGCUUCAUGGAGAUUAUCCUAGCAAAUAUUCAACAAAAGACUACCACCACAAUAACCACAACAUCUUCAGUGACAACAUGCACACCACCACCUGAGACAAAGUCAGAGAAAACAACCAUUACCACAACAACCACAGAGACAAGCUUCCAUGGUAUCAGGAAGAAUGUCACCGCUGGCGAGCUGCUUGCCUCAAAAAUCAUUGACAAGAAACUCUAUGAAGACCUCAACACAGGAAAAGUCACAGUGAACCAAGUGAGUGAAAUGGACUCAGUACACAAGUACCUGGAGGGAACUAAUAGCAUUGCAGGUGUAUAUGUUCAGUCCACCAAACAGACCAUGAGCAUCUACGAGGCCAAAUCCAAAGGUCUUCUAACUCCUGGAACCUCCCUGGUUCUGCUGGAGGCUCAAGCUGCCACUGGAUUUGUCAUUGACCCAGUGAAGAACAAGAAGCUCUCUGUAGAAGAGGCAGCCGCUCAAGGUGUGGUUGGGAACGAGUGGAAGAACAAACUGCUUUCAGCAGAGAGGGCAGUCACUGGAUACAAAGAUCCCUACACAGGAAACACGAUUUCCUUGUUCCAGGCCUUGAAAAAGGAUCUAAUUGUCAAGGACCAUGGAAUUCGCCUUCUUGAGGCACAGAUUGCAACUGGUGGAAUCAUCGAUCCAGUGUACAGUCAUAGAGUGCCAGUAGAGGUGGCGUACCAGAGAGGAUACUUUGAUGAGGAAAUGAACCAGAUCCUCGAUGACCCUGACGAUGACACCAAGGGCUUUUUUGACCCCAACACACAAGAGAACCUCACCUACCUGCAGCUUGUGGAGAGGUGUGUGACAGACCCAGAUACUGGCCUUAGCUUACUCGUAAUUGUCAAAAAAGGAGAGUUUUACUUCUUCAUUGAUGAGCAAACCAAGAACAUUCUAAAGGCUAUGACAACAACUAAGGCCGGAGGCAAAUUUCAAGGACAGAAAGUGUCUCUAUGGGAUCUCCUCUACUCAAAAUACAUCACAGAGGAGAGAAGGAGAGAGCUUGUGCAGCAGUAUAAAUCUGGAGCAAUCCCUAUUGAACGCUUCAUGGAGAUUAUCCUAGCAAAUAUUCAACAAAAGACUACAACCACAAUAACCACAACAUCUUCAGUGACAACAUGCACACCACCACCUGAGACAAAGUCAGAGAAAACAACCAUUACCACAACAACCACAGAGACAAGCUUCCAUGGUAUCAGGAAGGAUGUCACCGCUGGCGAGCUGCUUGCCUCAAAAAUCAUUGACAAGAAACUCUAUGAAGACCUCAACACAGGAAAAGUCACAGUGAACCAAGUGAGUGAAAUGGACUCAGUACACAAGUACCUGGAGGGAACUAAUAGCAUUGCAGGUGUAUAUGUUCAGUCCACCAAACAGACCAUGAGCAUCUACGAGGCCAAAUCCAAAGGUCUUCUAACUCCUGGAACCUCCCUGGUUCUGCUGGAGGCUCAAGCUGCCACUGGAUUUGUCAUUGACCCAGUGAAGAACAAGAAGCUCUCUGUAGAAGAGGCAGCCGCUCAAGGUGUGGUUGGGAACGAGUGGAAGAACAAACUGCUUUCAGCAGAGAGGGCAGUCACUGGAUACAAAGAUCCCUACACAGGAAACACGAUUUCCUUGUUCCAGGCCUUGAAAAAGGAUCUAAUUGUCAAGGACCAUGGAAUUCGCCUUCUUGAGGCACAGAUUGCAACUGGUGGAAUCAUCGAUCCAGUGUACAGUCAUAGAGUGCCAGUAGAGGUGGCGUACCAGAGAGGAUACUUUGAUGAGGAAAUGAACCAGAUCCUCGAUGACCCUGACGAUGACACCAAGGGCUUUUUUGACCCCAACACACAAGAGAACCUCACCUACCUGCAGCUUGUGGAGAGGUGUGUGACAGACCCAGAUACUGGCCUUAGCUUACUCGUAAUUGUCAAAAAAGGAGAGUUUUACUUCUUCAUUGAUGAGCAAACCAAGAACAUUCUAAAGGCUAUGACAACAACUAAGGCCGGAGGCAAAUUUCAAGGACAGAAAGUGUCUCUAUGGGAUCUCCUCUACUCAAAAUACAUCACAGAGGAGAGAAGGAGAGAGCUUGUGCAGCAGUAUAAAUCUGGAGCAAUCCCUAUUGAACGCUUCAUGGAGAUUAUCCUAGCAAAUAUUCAACAAAAGACUACCACCACAAUAACCACAACAUCUUCAGUGACAACAUGCACACCACCACCUGAGACAAAGUCAGAGAAAACAACCAUUACCACAACAACCACAGAGACAAGCUUCCAUGGUAUCAGGAAGAAUGUCACCGCUGGCGAGCUGCUUGCCUCAAAAAUCAUUGACAAGAAACUCUAUGAAGACCUCAACACAGGAAAAGUCACAGUGAACCAAGUGAGUGAAAUGGACUCAGUACACAAGUACCUGGAGGGAACUAAUAGCAUUGCAGGUGUAUAUGUUCAGUCCACCAAACAGACCAUGAGCAUCUACGAGGCCAAAUCCAAAGGUCUUCUAACUCCUGGAACCUCCCUGGUUCUGCUGGAGGCUCAAGCUGCCACUGGAUUUGUCAUUGACCCAGUGAAGAACAAGAAGCUCUCUGUAGAAGAGGCAGCCGCUCAAGGUGUGGUUGGGAACGAGUGGAAGAACAAACUGCUUUCAGCAGAGAGGGCAGUCACUGGAUACAAAGAUCCCUACACAGGAAACACGAUUUCCUUGUUCCAGGCCUUGAAAAAGGAUCUAAUUGUCAAGGACCAUGGAAUUCGCCUUCUUGAGGCACAGAUUGCAACUGGUGGAAUCAUCGAUCCAGUGUACAGUCAUAGAGUGCCAGUAGAGGUGGCGUACCAGAGAGGAUACUUUGAUGAGGAAAUGAACCAGAUCCUCGAUGACCCUGACGAUGACACCAAGGGCUUUUUUGACCCCAACACACAAGAGAACCUCACCUACCUGCAGCUUGUGGAGAGGUGUGUGACAGACCCAGAUACUGGCCUUAGCUUACUCGUAAUUGUCAAAAAAGGAGAGUUUUACUUCUUCAUUGAUGAGCAAACCAAGAACAUUCUAAAGGCUAUGACAACAACUAAGGCCGGAGGCAAAUUUCAAGGACAGAAAGUGUCUCUAUGGGAUCUCCUCUACUCAAAAUACAUCACAGAGGAGAGAAGGAGAGAGCUUGUGCAGCAGUAUAAAUCUGGAGCAAUCCCUAUUGAACGCUUCAUGGAGAUUAUCCUAGCAAAUAUUCAACAAAAGACUACAACCACAAUAACCACAACAUCUUCAGUGACAACAUGCACACCACCACCUGAGACAAAGUCAGAGAAAACAACCAUUACCACAACAACCACAGAGACAAGCUUCCAUGGUAUCAGGAAGGAUGUCACCGCUGGCGAGCUGCUUGCCUCAAAAAUCAUUGACAAGAAACUCUAUGAAGACCUCAACACAGGAAAAGUCACAGUGAACCAAGUGAGUGAAAUGGACUCAGUACACAAGUACCUGGAGGGAACUAAUAGCAUUGCAGGUGUAUAUGUUCAGUCCACCAAACAGACCAUGAGCAUCUACGAGGCCAAAUCCAAAGGUCUUCUAACUCCUGGAACCUCCCUGGUUCUGCUGGAGGCUCAAGCUGCCACUGGAUUUGUCAUUGACCCAGUGAAGAACAAGAAGCUCUCUGUAGAAGAGGCAGCCGCUCAAGGUGUGGUUGGGAACGAGUGGAAGAACAAACUGCUUUCAGCAGAGAGGGCAGUCACUGGAUACAAAGAUCCCUACACAGGAAACACGAUUUCCUUGUUCCAGGCCUUGAAAAAGGAUCUAAUUGUCAAGGACCAUGGAAUUCGCCUUCUUGAGGCACAGAUUGCAACUGGUGGAAUCAUCGAUCCAGUGUACAGUCAUAGAGUGCCAGUAGAGGUGGCGUACCAGAGAGGAUACUUUGAUGAGGAAAUGAACCAGAUCCUCGAUGACCCUGACGAUGACACCAAGGGCUUUUUUGACCCCAACACACAAGAGAACCUCACCUACCUGCAGCUUGUGGAGAGGUGUGUGACAGACCCAGAUACUGGCCUUAGCUUACUCGUAAUUGUCAAAAAAGGAGAGUUUUACUUCUUCAUUGAUGAGCAAACCAAGAACAUUCUAAAGGCUAUGACAACAACUAAGGCCGGAGGCAAAUUUCAAGGACAGAAAGUGUCUCUAUGGGAUCUCCUCUACUCAAAAUACAUCACAGAGGAGAGAAGGAGAGAGCUUGUGCAGCAGUAUACAUCUGGAGCAAUCCCUAUUGAACGCUUCAUGGAGAUUAUCCUAGCAAUUAUUCAACAAAAGACUACCACCACAAUAACCACAACAUCUUCAGUGACAACAUGCACACCGCCACCUGAGACAAAGUCAGAGAAAACAACCAUUACCACAACAACCACAGAGAUAAGCUUCCAUGGUAUCAGGAAGAAUGUCACCGCUGGCGAGCUGCUUGCCUCAAAAAUCAUUGACAAGAAACUCUAUGAAGACCUCAACACAGGAAAAGUCACAGUGAACCAAGUGAGUGAAAUGGACUCAGUACACAAGUACCUGGAGGGAACUAAUUGCAUUGCAGGUGUAUAUGUUCAGUCCACCAAACAGACCAUGAGCAUCUACGAGGCCAAAUCUAAAGGUCUUCUAACUCCUGGAACCUCUCUGGUUCUGCUGGAGGCUCAAGCUGCCACUGGAUUUGUCAUUGACCCAGUGAAGAACAAGAAGCUCUCUGUAGAAGAGGCAGCUGCUCAAGGUGUGGUUGGGAACGAGUGGAAGAACAAACUGCUUUCAGCAGAGAGGGCAGUCACUGGAUACAAAGAUCCCUACACAGGAAACACUAUUUCCUUGUUCCAGGCCUUGAAAAAGGAUCUAAUUGUCAAGGACCAUGGAAUUCGCCUUCUUGAGGCACAGAUUGCAACUGGUGGAAUCAUCGAUCCAGUGUACAGUCAUAGAGUGCCAGUAGAGGUGGCGUACCAGAGAGGAUACUUUGAUGAGGAAAUGAACCAGAUCCUCGAUGACCCUGACGAUGACACCAAGGGCUUUUUUGACCCAAACACACAAGAGAACCUCACCUAUCUGCAGCUUCUGGAGAGGUGUGUGAGGGACCCAGACACUGGUCUUAGCUUUCUGUCUCUGAAUAAGUAAGCUUAUAAGGAUUUGUCGUAAAAUCGUCAUCAAAGAUGUGCAGAUAUAAUUCUGAAGUAUUUUCAUUAAAUUUUAUAUGCAUUCCAUUAUAUUUUAUUACAUGUAAUUGCUUUCGGUGUUGAUGGGGAGAAUUAUUCUGAAUAUCAUUUAAUAAAAGUGAUUUUUAAAGUGAA